UCGCAGCGGCGCACGCGAGCCUCUCACAAUCAGCUGGCCGGCGCCAUGGACACAGACUCACCUCCGAAGCGCCAGAAGUCCGAGGAUCUAGAGGUGACUGGAGUAUCUCGGAGUGGGAGAGUGAGAAAAAAAUCAUCGAAACUCGUUGACUUUGAAUCGCCAGUUGAUAGCCCAGGGAAAGUAUCAAAAAAAUUGCCCCCGCGAGUGCACAUUCGAGAUCAUUACGAGGUGGCAAUGGGUGGUAAUGGGGAGAGUGGGAGUAGGAAUUCAGGAUCACUGAAUUCGCCCCUGAAGAUAAAGCAAGAGGUGUCGGAGACUGAGACAUCAGAGACUGAGUUCGAGGAUGUGGGCAAUACGAAUGAUGAGGACAGUUUUUCGAUGGAGUCGCCCUCCGAGGAGGAGGUGGACCCUCUGCUGAUUGACGAGAAGGAGAUGGGCUUCAUGAAGCUCGAGGUGGAGGAUGAGGGAGCACCCUCCCAGGCCAGCAGCCUCUACAUGAUGGAGAAGAGCAGGAAGAAGGUCUGCAUCAAGGAUGGGAAGAUCAUUGGACGGAGCAAGGCGCAGAGGAAGGAUAAAGGGAAAACAAGGUUCACUGCGUACAUGCUCUGGUCCAAGGCAAUUCGUCAGGAGUUGACUGAGAAGUGUCCUUACAUGGAUUUCGCUGCAAUUUCCAAACGCCUAGGGGAAUUAUGGUCCACCGUUCCCAACGUUGAGAAGUACAACUGGCGAAGAAGAGCCAAAAGAAUGAGGGACGAAUGCAUGUGGAAGACUCCAGCUCCGUCACCGAAGAAAAAGUUUAUCAAUAAAAUUGGUAAUGGAAAAGAGAUGAGAGGUCCCCCGCCCCCGAAGAAGAUCCAAAUAGUCCUGCAGAAGCCCUCGCACAUGGUCCCAAUGUCCUCCCCAUCGAGGGCAGUGAAGAAUUUGGUGAACGAGCCAAUUGUUGGGACUGGAAUGUACAAAGUCAUUGGAACCCAGCCAGUGGACGUUGCAGCACACCUGAAGCUCCUCGGAGAGUCUCUAACGAUCAUUGGAGAACGCCUGAAGGAGCACGACGGACAGAUAGCUGUCUCAGGGAGUCUCUCAGUCCUCCUGGACUCUCUCCUCUGUGCCCUGGGCCCUCUCAUGUGUCUCACCCAGCAAAUCCCCGAGACUGACGUCGUUAGGCCUGAAAUAUUCGCCGAAAUGCUUGACAACAUUGCUUACGUCAUGCCAGGACUGUAAACAUUGUACAUAACUGCUGUUUUUCUAUUCGUAAUUAAUGAUAAUAAAAUGUAGUUUUUGACUUUCCGAUUGACAGGGAUGUCAUUGUUUCAAUCCGUAAGCUUAAUUAAUUAGGCGUUUUCUAUUCUUUUAUUUAUUUAUUUCUUUAUCAAUAAAGUGAUAAAGUUGUCGAAUGAAAAAUAGUGUCGAGUGUUUUUCAUUUUUUUAGUUAUUUUAUGGAUUUGGUUUGUGCUGUUUUGGAAAUUUUACACCGAGGGGCUAUCUACACGGU
Messenger RNA from Diachasma alloeum, 1492 nucleotides. Its product is annotated as HMG box-containing protein 4. The transcript has 5 exons. Bases 46 to 1221 code for a protein of 391 amino acids. The record is from RefSeq and is a predicted model, not a curated record. NCBI's taxonomy places the organism in Eukaryota, Metazoa, Arthropoda, Insecta, Hymenoptera, Braconidae.